AUGCCAAUCCUCGACCUUCCAGUGGAGGUUCUUCUCCUCAUUUAUCAAAGUCUCAACGAUAUUGAUGACGCUUUGCACCUCGCCAGAACCUGUGAACAGCUAUAUACCAUCUUUGACAGUCCAUCGUCACGUGUAAACAUCUUCCGGUGCAUCAUUCAAAGCCAAAAUCAACACCAGUUUGACACCAAGUUGACUAUUGUUCAAUCCUGUAAUCAAACCUAUUACUCGUCGCUAGAUUCCACCACGAGCCCUGCACCGACAGCUGCCAGGCCUAGUCCCGAGGUCCUCAACCAAGGACUUUUCCCAGCCCACCCACACCAAUUAUCCGACGAACAGGUAUGGGGAAUUGUCUGCCGUUGGCACGGUACGAGAUCUCUCUUUUCCCUGUACAGUGACACAAUCAUCCACAACAUAUACAUGAAUGACUGGGUCCCCUGGUGGCACACUCAAACCCCUGUACUUCUCGGCAACGACCCGCUUCCCCAGCUCUCUGGCCGAACCAUCCAUAGCACCUCCGAUCAAAAGCGCAUCCUCUACCACCGAUUCUACCAAGCAUUAACCUCCCACUGGCUCUCUAUUGAAUGCCUGACCCUUGCAAAGGCCACGGUAUAUCCCACCCCCGAGUCACGAAAUGAAUGGCAUGCAAUUAUCUACGCUCAGUGGUGCAGUCGAAAUCACCCUCCCUUGCGAGACAGGCUGGAUAUUCUGCAGGUAACUGUUUUCGUGUGGGAGUUUCUUGCCCGCAAGGCCUUCGAGACGAUCCCUCUUACUCCACGACUACAGGCAUUCCGCACGAGCAAGGUCUUUCUCCGCCCUCCAAGUGUGAUCCAGGCUCUCAUACUGCUGAGCUGGCCUGAUCCGGAUUCGAUGUGCGAUCCAGUAGGGUACUACGAGCGUUCAACGCCCGAGUGCAGGAUUCAACCGGUGGUUGUGGGGAGGCAACAAGGUGGCAAUGAGGUUCCUGACAAUCUAGACAAUAACAACCCGGGAGAAUGGGAUAUGGGAUUACAGGAUCUAGAGAAUUGCACGCAUGAUUCCCUGCGACGAAUGAAGAUCACACCCCGAGCAACAUGGCGAUCGUACUGGGCCUCGAGAUGGGGAGGAAGCUUUACGAAACGACCAAGGUUAGGUCAUGCGGAGGAUGGUAAAUUGAGCAUCGGCGUCUUGGAUCGAUUGUUCCUUUGUCCCGAGACCGAUGAGCGGUUGCAAAUAGACAUGCUGUACCGAAUCUAG
Messenger RNA from Aspergillus bombycis, 1233 nucleotides. RefSeq lists its product as uncharacterized. The coding region runs from base 1 to 1233 and encodes 410 amino acids. The transcript has 2 exons. Lineage: Eukaryota; Fungi; Ascomycota; Eurotiomycetes; Eurotiales; Aspergillaceae. The record is from RefSeq and is a predicted model, not a curated record. Gene Ontology annotation, molecular function: protein binding.